Malus domestica (apple) is the source of this 1301-nucleotide messenger RNA. Its product is annotated as probable WRKY transcription factor 70. The record is from RefSeq and is a predicted model, not a curated record. Gene Ontology annotation, biological process: regulation of DNA-templated transcription. Gene Ontology annotation, molecular function: DNA-binding transcription factor activity; sequence-specific DNA binding. Lineage: Eukaryota; Viridiplantae; Streptophyta; Magnoliopsida; Rosales; Rosaceae.
CUUUGGCUACAGCUAAGCAACCAUAAACCCUCACAAACACAGAGAUUAAUUAAUUUUUAAUCAUUAUAUAAAUUAAUUGGCAAUCAGGAGAUUAGGAUUAAUGGAGUGGUCGUGGCCGGAAACUGUGCUCUCAAAUAGGGAGAGGGUGAUGGAGGAGUUGAUCCAAGGGCGUGAACUGGCAAGUCAACUUAGUAAGGCUUUUGAUAAUAGGUCACUUGUUAAUGGUGAUGAUUGGGGAUCGGCUGAAGGUAUUGUUAAUAAGAUUUUGGGGUCAUUCGUUAGUACCCUCUUGAUUAUAAAUGGGAAGGAGUCUGUUCAGGAGUUUGUUCAGGAGUUUGUUUCUGAUCAGAUUCAAGGAAAUAGUAGUGGUGUGAGUGGCGAUGGUAGUGGUGGUGGUAGUGGUGUUGGUGGCGGUGGUAGUGGUGUUGGUAGUGGUGUUGGUGACGGUGGUAGUGAUGGUGGUGGUGGUGCUUAUUCAUCAUCUGCGGAUGCUAAUCAUGAUCAUGCAGCUGCUAUGAAGUCUGAAGAUUGUACUGAGGAGGAGAUCAGUUGUAAGAGCACGUUAACCUUCAAGGAUGGUAGAGGUUCUUACAAGAGAAGAAAGACUUCACACUCUUGGACUAGAGAUACUCCUGCGUUGAUUGCCGACGGUCAUGCAUGGAGAAAGUAUGGACAAAAAAUUAUCCACAAUGCCAAGCAUCCAAGGAACUACUUUAGAUGCACACACAAAUACGAUCAAGCGUGCAAAGCAACCAAACACGUGCAACAAGUUCAAGAUCAUUCACCAGUGUUUCGAACCAUAUAUUAUGGCACCCACAAGUGCAGAGACCACCUCAAAACUUCUAAACUGCUCUUGGAUUGUACAAGUCCUAGAGAUUCUUCACAGUUCAUUAGUUUUGAAAACGUCAAUUGUAUGACAAACAAACAAGAGCACCCAUUUUUCGCAUCCUUCGCUUCAUCAUCGGUUAAAGAAGAAGUGUUCGUCAAAGAAGAUAUGCCAACAACUGAUCAUAUGGUGACAAGCGACCACAACCAUUCAUCACCGUGCGAUCAUCUUGUGUCGCGUGAUCUGACGGCGUUCGAGUCCUCUGGGCCCAUGAGCGGGUUUUCAUCAAGCAUUGAUCAGUAUGAUCAUGACAAUAUGUUUUGGGGGAUGAUUGCCGAGUCUUACUUUGAUAAAUAUAAUGAAGUUUUGCAAUGUGGAUUUUGAAUUUUGAGUUUUGAUGAUUAGUACGUAGCUAGCGUACUCCUUGUAGUAAAUUGAAUUUAAGAGAAUCGGGUGUAUGUUCGGUUUCUUUGAA